UCGUGAUACAAAAUGUAAAUAAUAUGUGCACACGAACGACAAUAAACAGUAAACAAAUUGGUAAACAAUAAAUCAUUUUUGUGCCUGCAAACCGAAUAGUGAUGAGCAAUAGUAAUGCUGACCAAGGUGACAGUGCUUCUCGCUUUGUUGCUCGGUAGUGGAUGGACGUCACCGCAAGUAAACGCUGUUUCCGUCCAAGAAAUUGACCAUAUAACUAAGAGUGCCUUACAGAACGAACAAUCGCCUCAAUGGACGAACUACGAGGAAGAAUAUGAUGCUACAAGCAGUUGCCGUAUUGCAGCAUUGAAUAUUACCGUUUCAAAAUGGAAAGUGAAUGUGGAAAAAUGGAGCGAAGAAAACAAUACCGAUGUGGUCUACGAUAUGUAUGUCCAUUACACGAAACCCUACAAUACAGCAACCAGCAAACAUGAACUGUUUAAGGACAUCGAACUCCCGACGCACAAUAAGUGUAGUAUUCAGAUGGUAAAAGUUUGUCGAAGCGACAAGCGAAAAUCCAAAUGUUUGUGUGGACAGUGGAAACCAAGUUUGAAAACAGACCAAGUACAAGUUUUGGAAAUUGGAAGCGAACAUAAGUCAUACGUCCUAACAUGGCUAGCGGAAAUGGACGAUUGUGUCGAUCGGUAUGAAGUAUCUCUGUCAGGUACGACAGAGGUAAGUACGAGUAAUCCUUACGUUACACUAAAAGAUUUCACAUUGCACAAGCCGCAUUGCAUCGCAAUCAAGGUGAUAUAUCAAAAUAGAGAUACGCUACAAACAUACAUCAAUAUGCGUGUAUGUAAAUCUGCAUCAGCAGACUCGUCGAAGUGCAGCUUUGAUUUCAUUAUAGAGAAAGGAAAAAAUGGGACAUGGAACAAUACAGGUACCUUUAAUAUUUCGUCCGAUGUGCAAACUGUUACGAAUGGCACUGUAUGUACGAAAUCGUCUCCUGUCUCUUGUGCACCGUCUAAUGGCCGUGCUUCAUUGGCUACGAGCUCAUCAGCAAUGCAACCCGCUGCAGCUGAACCUGUUUCGGCAAAGUUAUCAGCCAUACCGUCCAAGUGUCCAAGUGUUCAAAUAUUUACUUCUGGCGAUGUAACCAUCAGGCCACAAACGAUCGGACCGGUACGAGAUCUUCGCGCAAAUGCGGAUUUUGACAGAAGCAUCCUGUUGACAUGGCAACCUCCAAAGGUUGGUUCCCAUUGCGUUAAGGAGUACCAAAUCACGUGGUCAUCCGAAAGUCGGUUCAUUGAAGCGUCGGACACGACGUACAAUGUAACGCAGCUGGAACCAUGUGUAACGUACCUGUUCACGGUAAACGCUAUCGAUCAUGCCAAUGAUAAAGGAGAGCCAGCUAACAUUACCGCAACGGUGCGUGAACUCCAGCAGUUGUCCGAGGUGACCGAGCUGGAGUUGAACGAGGCAGAACCGCGAUCACUUGCCGUCAAAUGGAAACCACCGGCGAAUGGGAGUUUUUGUGUGCAUUCCUACCGUAUAGUAGCAUGGUUCAAUGCACCCGAAACCGGCCAAGCUGUGGAAGUGUUCGCGAACACCACCAGCGAUCCGUAUGUUACGUUCGGGGAGGUAAUCGCUUGCAUGGUGUACACGGUGCAAGUCAUACCGAUCUCCAUCAGCAAGAAUGACGGUCUGAACGACAUGGGUACGGUGAGGAUAAAGGAACGAACGAUCUUGUCCUACCAUGUGGAACCAAUCCGCGCGAUUGCAAUAAAUUCCCGAAGUCUGGAGCUUUCAACGAUGCUGCUAAGCGAGAACAAUAACAACUGUCUGUUGAUCAGUGUGCAGUAUAACUGUACCAUGAUGGUAGAGAACGAGCCUGAUCCCGAAUCACAGAUUGUAAAGGAAUUUGUCAUCCCGAACGCCAACACCAGUUUCGAAGGCAUAGUGGAGCCUUUGGUACCAUUCACGGUAUAUACGUGCAACGCUCGGAUUCAGAACAUAGCGGGCUGGAGCGAUCCAACAUCGUCAUUAGAGUUCAGAACGGCAGAAGAUGUGCCCGAUAGUCCAAGUGUGUUGGAGCUAGUUGGAGACAAUCGCUCCAUAGAGAUCAAAUGGAAUGCCCCUACCGUGAAGAAUGGAGUGGUUGUACGCUAUCGGAUACAUGUCCGCAUGAUCGGGCCGGAGUAUAUAUUACCCAAGCUGUGUACACCGUUGGAAGAGUUCAACGAAACAGUGGACCUGCGCGACGAAGUGCAUCCAGAUGAAGCACGCAGCUGGGAUGGAAAGGAAUUUAAAUACGUGGUUGCAAUGUUGAAUCCCUACACGCUGUACACGGUGCAGGUGGCGGCCGCUACGGGCGCCGGAUUGGGCCCGUAUACAGAACCAACAGAAGUAGUCACGCUGCCUGAUGUUUCCAACACCACCGAGAGCUUCCAAAUCGAUAAAAUCGAAGGUCCGGAGCUAAAUCAAACUUACAAUUCAUCGGUUUUCUUUUCCUGGAGUCUUCCUUGUGGUUUGCACGGAAGGCUCACACGGUUUGUCGCCCGGAUGGAUGGUAUUCGCGAGCAUGAUCCAUCGGUACCGCAUUCUAUAGACUGGGAGGUUGUCAUUGGAGAGGGAGACGUGAUAAAUGAUACCUACAGCUACGUUGAAAGUCGCCUGAAGCCCGAAUACAACUACACUGUAUCGUUGAGGGUGGAAGUAGCGAACGUGAGUGAGCUCAGCCCCGACGUGAGGUUACAGUUCCAUUCUCCGGCAGGAAUUCCGACGAUCGAUCACACGGAGGAAUGGUUCAAUGUGGAUGUAUUCGAAGCGCCAAAUCCCACCAACACGGCCCGCAUAAGGCUGGGCAACGUGACGUUAACGUCAGACUUUGGCACCGUAAGCUAUAUGGCGCUGUUGAUAUCGGAACGACUGUGUCAGCAGGAUCCAUUGCCCAGUACCGCCUUCAUCGACAACUCCGAAGAGCCCCAAUGGCCCGAGGUACCGGAUUGGUACCGGGCCACCAAUAUGCGGUGUGUGGAACAGUACCAAACGACACCCAGGUUUUGGAAUCCAAUGACGGCACGUUCGACUGGCGAGGACAGACGAAGCGGUGGUAUAGAGUACGUCGUGGGGAAGGAUAGUUGUCAGGGGUGGGGAGAGAGCAAGGUUCAGGACUAUUGCAACGGGCCGCUCAAACCCGGCACGGAGUAUGCGCUCAUCGUGCGAAUAUUCUCCCGUAGCGGUUACACCGACACAGAAAUGCAGGUGUUCCGCACGGAUUCGUUGAUAAAGGUAGGCCUGAUCGUGAGCGCCGUCAUCGGUUGUCUGCUGUUGGCGUUCAUCUUAGGGCUGGUGAUUGUAUGGCGUAAGCAGCGAUUGCUGCUACCGGCACAGCAAACGGGACGCGCACCGACGGAAGAACCGUCCGACAUUCCGAUGAAGAAUUUCCCAGCCCAGUUCGACGAGCUGUUUCAUGCGAACCGGGAAAAAGUUUCGAAAGAGUUCCAAGCGAUCAACUACUACUCCGACUUCGCCCUCCAGGAGACGGUUAGCUUUCAGAGUGCGCGGGAAAACGAGCGCAAGAAUCGUUACAUCAAUAUCUUACCGUUCGACACGAACCGCGUGCUGCUGGACAGCAACGACGACGAGGAGGACAUCGAAAGCGGGGCCAACGAUUACAUCAACGCAUCGUUCAUCGAGGGAUACAAAUACCAGCGGGAAUACAUUGCAACGCAGGGUCCCAAGCAGGAAACGUGCAACGAUUUCUGGCGUAUGGUGUUGCAGUACGAGAUCGAAUCGAUCGUCAUGCUCACGCAACCGAUCGAUCACGAUAAGAACAAGUGUUGCCAAUACUUUCCACGUUUCAAUCAGUUCAUCGAUUUUGGCGACGUACGCGUGAAGUGCACGCAGGAACUGAACCUAUCCCUGUACUACAAACGUCUGUUUCUAGUGUCGAAGGGAAAUCUGACAAAGGCUGUAUUUCAUUACCACUUUCUGGAAUGGCCGGAUCACAGCUGUCCCGCCAGUACAGCGGAUCUGAUCAAGUUUUCCAAAAUAGUACGCGCCGAGCGGAAAAGUUACGCCAUACCGCUUGUGAUACACUGUAGCGCGGGUGUCGGCCGUACCGGUACCUUCAUUGCGCUGGACAUCGUUCUGCAACGGAUGCAGCAGGAGAAGAAAAUCAACGUGUACGAUACGGUGAAGCGAUUACGCCGGCAGCGUGUGAAGAUGGUGCAAACGCUCGACCAGUACGCAUUUCUUUACCAGUGCUGCCUGGAAUAUGUAUCCAAGAAUAAUCGCAAAAAACCAAAGACUAGCAACGUUGAGGUCAUCCGACGCGAUGAUAAAGACAAGCCGUAUCCUGAUGUGAUUCUGGACGUGGAACAGUUGCAGGUCGCCGUAGGUAACGGUGGAAAGCCAUUGUUUAACAUCAAAUUUCCAAAGUCCGUCAAUGCUGGCAUAGGGAACGUGAACAGCUUUGCUCCGAACGAAAUUGAAAGUGAAAAAUAAGCCAUACACGUGCCAACGAACACUUAUGCUCCUGCAGGACCCAGUACUGCAUACAAUGGGGCUUCAUUUUUGUUUUGAUAUUCUGUUGCUUUUUAAUUAGAAAUGUCGAUCUGUGUAAUCUGUGUGUUAGUUGAAGAUUAAUUUAUUAUGCUCAGGAUAUAGUAACGCAUUUAGUGCAUAGGAAAAGUUGAUGUCGUUGCAGAAGGUCUAAGUGCAAUUUUCGUCAAGAAUAUGUAAACUCAUGUGUUGCAAACAGAAGGAUCAGUUUGAAGAGGUAAUGUCAUAUGAGUCAUAUGUUUCAAUGCUGAAAACCGCCCGUCAAUGAUAAGCAGAUAUGGAUUCGAAAGAAUUGAGUGUUUGUGGACGUAUGAUUAAUAAUGAAAAUUUGACUUUUAAUGUACACUAUUGACUCAUCCACGGGUCAAUAGACUUGCGAAUUGUAUACGAACAUGUCCAUCUGUCCAUUAUCUAGUUGUACAAAAAUGUUUGAAAACACUCCAUUCUAUUGGAAAGAACACACAAAUUUCAUACUGUAAACGUUUACAUAAACUAGCGCUAUCGGCUCGGUUACACGGCUACGCUAAGAGCAUCAUGCAGUGUACAAAAUAUGCACGCUGGAGGGACAUACAUGUUAGCUCUUGAAAAACAUGCUCUCCUGGUAUC
This is a messenger RNA of Anopheles moucheti, 5112 nucleotides long. It is a transcript of the gene Ptp52F, whose product is annotated as phosphatidylinositol phosphatase PTPRQ. Gene Ontology annotation, biological process: protein dephosphorylation. Lineage: Eukaryota; Metazoa; Arthropoda; Insecta; Diptera; Culicidae. Gene Ontology annotation, molecular function: protein tyrosine phosphatase activity; protein binding. The transcript has 6 exons. The coding region runs from base 115 to 4449 and encodes 1444 amino acids. The record is from RefSeq and is a predicted model, not a curated record.